Messenger RNA from Sceloporus undulatus (fence lizard), 1605 nucleotides. It is a transcript of the gene DUSP23, whose product is annotated as dual specificity phosphatase 23. The transcript has 4 exons. The record is from RefSeq and is a predicted model, not a curated record. Lineage: Eukaryota; Metazoa; Chordata; Lepidosauria; Squamata; Phrynosomatidae. Bases 243 to 698 code for a protein of 151 amino acids. Gene Ontology annotation, biological process: protein dephosphorylation; cilium assembly. Gene Ontology annotation, molecular function: protein tyrosine/serine/threonine phosphatase activity.
CUACGCCUCGACGGCCGCCUUUGGAGCUGCAGCCUCUCCCACCGCCGCCGCCGCCGCCGGCCUUCAUGGCCUCUGGACGAGGACGGAGGCGCUCCAGUGCAGGGCAGGCCCGGUGGGUAGGCCUUGGGCCUUGGCUUUUGGCCGCCAUUUCCUCCUCCUCCUCCUCGUGCGGAUGCAGCCUUCAAGACCCGAUAUUCUCAAGCUCUCUGCUCCGGUUCUGCAAAGUCUAGCCAUCAGGGUUCAUGGCGUCUGCUGUGCCACCCAAUUUCUCCUGGGUAGCACCAGGCCUGUUGGCAGGGCUGGCCAUGCCGCGGUUGCCUGCACACUACCAGUAUAUGUAUGAGAAUGGUAUCAGGCACCUUGUCUCUCUCACGGAACGUAGCCCACCCUACCAUGAUACCUGCCCUGGCAUUCAAGUCCACCGCCUGCGCAUCGCAGACUUCUGCCCACCCUCGCAUGAACAGAUCCAGGACUUUUUGCAGAUUGUGGAAGAUGCUGGUGCCAAAAAGGAGGCUGUGGCAGUGCAUUGCCUGUUGGGAUUUGGCCGAACUGGAACAAUGCUAGCUUGUUACCUAGUGAAGACCCAAAAAAUUACCGGUGUUGAUGCUAUCCAUGAAAUCCGGAAGCUGCGCCAUGGCUCCAUUGAAACAUAUGACCAGGAAAAAGCUGUUGUCCAGUUCUACCAGCGAAUCAAAUAGCCAGAGGAAUGAACUGACUCUUCUCUUAAGGAGCUCAGAUUUAUCUUUUGUUUUGUUUUUUGCCAUCUGCAAAGUAGUUUAGUACUUUGCUGUUCCUUUUGCUUCAUCCGUGGUUGGUUCUCCCCUUGUUAUUUCUUUCCUUUUUGCACUUAGUGGUCGGGUACGAAACUCUUGUAAGCUCCCUAUUUGCUAGUCAUCUCCCUCGCAGGGACUGUUGGGCUUGCCGCUCUCUUUUGUGUUCAGCGAGAUCAUGUAAUAGCUGUGUGUACAAUUAGACACCUGCUCCUGGCCUUUGUGGAGUGAAUGCAAAUAGUGAAGAGAAAGAGAAACUUAAAAUUUAAUCAAACCAGGAAGACAGGCGAUAGAAGCUACUAAAACUGAACAGAGAAAUGAAAUUUCAGUGAAACUAUAUGCAGAGAGUAUAACAUGGAGGCACAUUACGCAGUAGUUCUUCAGAUUUUUACAUACCACCAGUCUUCUGGAAAACUUCUUAACAAAUCUCUCUCUCUGUACACUGCCAUAUGAAAAGGGAAUUCAUCGUAUGUUCACAAGUCAGAGCUGGAUUCAUCAGGAAAGUGCCAGAGCUCAGAAAUUUAAAGGUUGUCUGAAUCACCUGCUAUCUUCCCUUCAAAUCGCUCUUCUUACUUUUAUCUAAUAUAAAUGCUUAUGAAUAUUUAGUGGUGGCAAGGCAGGGAAGGCCUCCCCAAUGUUAAGAGAAGAGCUGAGCAAACUGUGGGUCCAGGGGCCAUUUUUCCUGUCUUGGGACCAUUGGGGGCUGUAUCAUCUGCCCAUAACAAUACUCUUAAGACGGCUUCUGAUUCUGUAAUGGUGCUUGGGAUAGGAACAAGAUACAUGUACAUGUAUGGCUGCACCUUGUUCUAAAAUAUAAAGUCUACUUCCAAAGGCA